UCUGAGUGAAACGGGAUGAUCUUCAGUUCGUGAACAUGCUGCUCCUGUGUGUCCUCUGAUCUUUUCACCCCUGAUGGCUUGACAGUGUCCCCUGGGAGGACUGCGUCUACGUCUGACCUGUGGUUCCAUCAGAAAAAGGAAGCAUGGACAUGGACCUGGAGGGGAUUAUCCAGUGCAUCAAACAGGGGGAUGAGAACGGUGUUCAGACACAGCUGCAGGAGUUCAACAAAGCGUUUGCCCAGUGCUUCUUUUUUGAUGCAGAGGAGAGGGAUCGAAGGAAACAAAGAAAGCUCGAAGAGUUCAAGAAGAAUAAAGUGAGGGACUACACUGACUCUGACUCAGACUGUGACGACUAUGACCAGGAGGAUCGAGGCCUCAUUCUCAGACAGAAUUUAGCCGUUGUCCUCUUGAGGUUCAUAAGAACAGAAGUUAAAUGUCGUCUGUUGAGAGUAUCUCUACGCACCCUGAGAAUCCUCUCCAGAGACAAAAAGGUCCUGGGCCCCUUCGUGACAGACAGCGCUCUCCUGACCUUGGCCAGACUAGCUGGGUUGACCACAUGCGAUGCAAGCGAUGAAGUCAGUGUCCCUGACUCUGAUUUCUAUGACAACAUUAUCGCUUCUCUUGCUGAGGCCAAAGUGUUGCAGUCUCACGCUGAAGAGGACGAAGGUGACAUGGAAACAAAAGACCAAAACGAAGAGUGCUAUGCCUUUGACGAGGACGCCAACAGUGACAUCAGCAAUGCCAACAGCGCAGAUCUGGACAGCAUCAGCUGGCAGGGGAGCCACAGGACCAGCAUCAACGAAACGCACAGAGGCAGCAUCCAUCAAAAGGUUCUGGAGCGAGGGAGGAGGGACCGCAGAGAGAGCAAGAUGGAGGUGGAGGAAGAGGAGGAGGAGGAAGGAAAUUCAGGAGAUGAGGCACAGAGGAAAGAGGCCAUGAAGGUUUUAUGUAAUGUGGUGUACAACAGCAUCUGGGCACAGGAGAGGUUCAGUGCUCUCAGGCUGACGUGUGGUCUCAUUGAGCGUCUCUCCUCCAGUGUUAGUUGCUCACCUCCCUCCAGUGUCCAGUUCUAUGAACUACGCCUCAUGUUCCUGAUUACUGCACUACGGCCAGAGCUAAGGACUCAGCUUCAACAGGAGGGAGGUGUGUCCCUUCUCAAUGCAGCUCUGGAGAACUGCCUGGAGGUUCAGUGGAAGGACCAGUAUGAGUGUGAGCUGAGCCCUGCAGUGCCACCCAUCUCACUGGAAGCCUCUCAGCGUAUCACAGAGAUCCUCAAAAUCCUCUUCAACAUCACCUGCAGCUCCCACAGGCAGGAGCCAAGUGAGGACGAUGCAGCUCUCUACCGACACCUAGUGGCGCUCCUGCGUGUCUGCCUGAUGAGGAAAUGUAUGCUUCCAAAGGACACUGAGGACCUGCAGGGUCACACGGUCCACCUGCUGUCAGCGCUGCCUCUCCAGUGUCUCGAUGUGCUGCUGGUGGGACCUGUGGAGCCAGGCUCAGAGCAGUGCAACGGUGUCAACAUGGACUGUGUCCACACCCUGCUGCUGUUCAUGGAGAGACGAUUGGAUUCGGGUGAUAAAAUCAAAGAGAGGCUGACGCCAGUCCUCAAUCUGCUGACUGAGAGCUGCAGGGCCCACAGAGAAACUCGUCAUUACAUCAGGAAACAUAUCCUGCCUCCCCUGAGAGACUUAACACACAGGCCAGAGGAAGGGUCCACUGUGAAGAGUCGUCUGAUCCGUCUCAUGACUCAUCUGGACACAGACGUUAAAUACUGCGCUGCAGACCUCAUCUUCGUCCUCUGCAAGGAAAAUGUGAGUCGUUUUGUCAAGUACACAGGCUACGGUAACGCCGCGGGCCUGCUGGCCACCAGAGGUCUGUUGGCUGGCCAGCGGUGCAGGACCUCUGGCACUGACGGCCAGUACUCCAGCGACUCCGAUUCUGACACUGAGGAGUACCGGCAAGUCAAAGAUCGUAUCAACCCGGUGACAGGGCGGGUGGAGACCGAGCAGCCAGACCCCAUGGAGGGCAUGACAGAGGAGGAGAAGGAGGAGGAGGCCAAGAGGCUGAUCAUGCUCUUCAGCAAGCUUGCCAGAGGUAACAUUAUCCAGCCGAUGGGAGUGGAUUCAGAGGGGAAGCUGGUCCCAAUGUCGGGACUGAGGGAGAAUUCCCUCACAGAACAGAGGGAGUCUGGGUCAGAGGAUGACGGAGAAGCAGAGGAAGGAGAGAAGAACUGAAACAUGUCAAAUUCAUUCAACUGAUCAGUUUCACUUUUGUAAAUACUCCAAUUCUAAAGUGCACAGUGCAUAGUUCUCCACCAGUCAGGCAUUCAGAGACUGAAUUACUUAAAGAAAGAAAUAUAAGGAGCUAAUUUUUACUUCUUCUUUGGAUUCAUACUAAUAAUUUAGAGCAGCCAUAAGGUCACACUUGUUUGAGUUAAGAUUAAAACUCUGAAUUGAUAGUGGAUAUUAAGAAGGAACUGAUUUCAUGGUAAUAACAUGAUAAUAUCCUCAAAAAUCUCAUUGUUUGUACUGAUAUUACGCAUAUUUCAAUGUAGAGUUUAAUUCUGUAGAGCUGCUUCAGAGUAAAGUCAGGAUAGGCUGAUAUCUGUUACACGUACUCAUUGGCUAGCCGUGACCUUUAAAAAAAAAAAAAUAAUAAUAAUAAGAUGAAAUAAACAUCUGCACAGCAUAUUUACUUUGUUGUAUACAGUGUGUGU
This is a messenger RNA of Scatophagus argus, 2716 nucleotides long. Its product is annotated as synembryn-A. The transcript has 14 exons. Gene Ontology annotation, biological process: G protein-coupled receptor signaling pathway. The record is from RefSeq and is a predicted model, not a curated record. Lineage: Eukaryota; Metazoa; Chordata; Actinopteri; Scatophagidae. Bases 144 to 2234 code for a protein of 696 amino acids. Gene Ontology annotation, cellular component: plasma membrane; cytoplasm. Gene Ontology annotation, molecular function: G-protein alpha-subunit binding; guanyl-nucleotide exchange factor activity.